UAUAGUUCUGGAACUUAUCAUACAAAAGAAAAUUAAGUGAUGUAUUUUCCAUGAAAAGAAAAGUGGCACUGAUCAGGAAUUGAACUAGUAGAAUGGCAGGUACAAGCAUCGCAGCAAGUGGAAUAGUUCUGGAAGCCCUCAGAAGAGAUAACUACGAGAACUGGAGUGCUCUUGUGAGGAAUUAUCUAAGAGGUGAAAAUCUGUGGGACGACAUUGUGACAAAUGCUUCUGAAAUUAGUGUGAAACCAAAAACUGUUUCUGAAAUUGGUGUUAAACCUAAAAGUACAAGUGUUUCUAAUUGGAAGAAGAGGAAUGCUAAGGCUUUGCAUAUUAUUCAGCUAGCAUGUGGAUCUGAGAUACUUACUCACAUUAGAGACCUUGAAACGGCAAAGGAAGCUUGGAACAGAUUAUCUGCGUUAUACAGCUCACAAUUAAAAGCUGAUCCAGAUAUUGAACAAGGUUGGGUAGACGAUAGUCUCCUUCACAAUAAACCAUUGCAUAGGUACGUGGAAAGUGGUGAGUGGGAUUAUGCAAGGUCAAUCAUCAAUAAUGAUGCCAAGGCUAUAUAUUCCACCUCUUCUAUGGGAAGGUCUGUUCUUCAUGUUGCCGUAAUUGCUGGUCAUGAACGCAUUGUGGAGAAGUUAGUUAAGUUAGGGAAAGAUAAAUUAGUGAAAAUGCAAGACAACUUUGAUUACACUGCUCUUGCACUUGCUGCUGAUUUAACUGGAAAUGUUGACGUUGCAAAGUGCAUGGUAGAGAAGAGAGGAGGGCAAGGGCAAGAGCUUCUAGUCAUGAAGACAAAACGUGGUGAAAUUCCUGUUCUUCUUUCAGCUGCUAAGGGACACAAACAAAUGACUCGUUAUCUUUACCAACAGAUGACUCACUAUCUUUACUGUACAACUCAGUUACAUGCCUUCAACCACGAAAAUUCCCACUACGGCGUUUUGCUUCUUACACGAUGUAUUACGGCUGAAAUAUUUGAUGUGGCUUUGAGCUUAAUUCAUCGUAUUCCAGAUUUGCCUCUUACUCAUGAAUCCAAUAGCCUUCGGCCCUUAUACGCACUGGCACGCAUGCCUUCAGUAUUUCCUAGUGGCUGUGGAUUCGGACGUCUACAAAAACUCAUCUAUAACAUUUUAAUAUUAGAAAGAUCAGAGAUAAAGCUGCGAAGGUCGUGCGGAAUAAGCAUUAAGAUUGUACCAGAUGUUACCCAAGUAGAAGACCUUCAUGUGGCUCAAGACAAACCCCAACAUACUCACUUCCUCACAGGAAGGUUUUGGGGUCUGGCUUUGAAUUUCCCCCCAGUGAAGCUCUUAGGUCGACUGCUUAUAUUCGUUUAUCUACUAUUUCAAACUUAUAUACUUUUGAAGUUAUCUGAUGGAAUUAGAGAAAUAUAUGAACAGAAAAAGACCCACUGUCUAGUUCUUGAAAUAUUGAAGUGCUUGUGCCAAAGAGUUAAAGAAUAUAAGGAAUCACAGCUCCAAGAGGCUUCAGCAUAUGAUGCGAUGUUGCAGGCAGCGAAGCUUGGAAUUAUUGAGUUCAUAAAUGCAAUGAGCAAGGCCAAUCCUGAUCUCUUGUGGGCCAUUGAUAAGAACAAGAGAGGCAUAUUUUCUCAUGCAAUUCUGAAUCGUAGAAAAGAUGUUUUUCGACUCAUAAAUGAUGUGAAUGGACGGAAAGAGAUAAUCAAAUGCCGCGCAGACGCUUUUGGCAAUACCCUGUUGCACUUGGCGGCAAAUAUUGGACCUUCUUCUGACCUUGAUCGCAGAUCCGGUGCUGCUCUCCAAAUGCAAAGGGAGCUUCAAUGGUUCAAGGCUGUUGAGAAAAUAGUGCAUCCUAAAUGUAAGGAAGGCAAAAAUACAGAUGAUAAGAAACCCCGUGAGAUAUUUAGUGAAAGCCAUGAAGAGAUGGUGAAAGCUGGUGAGAAAUGGGCAAAAGACACUGCUAGUUCUUUUACUCUUAUUGGUACUCUCAUAAUUACUAUCAUGUUUGCCGCGGCUUUCACUGUCCCCGGUGGAAACAACCAAAAUUCUGGAACACCCAUCUUCUUGCAUGACGAUAUAUUCACUUUGUUUAUCAUAGCAGAUGCAAUAUCUCUCUUUACUUCUUCCACUUCAGUCCUGCUUUUUAUUGGGAUCCUCACGUCUCGUUAUGCUGAGAAAGAUUUCCUCAAGACAUUGCCAUUGAAGUUACUUUUCGGCCUUGUGACCCUUUUCAUGUCUGUGGUGGCUAUGAUAGUAGCAUUUUGUGCUUCCCUUGCUAUGAUGCUAAAGGGAUAUCAGAGGAUUAUAAUAGCAGCCAUGUCACUUGGGAGCAUUCCAGUUAUUGUUCUAGUACCUUCACAGCUUCGCCUCAUCCUUGAGAUUUUCAAUUCUACCGUCUAUGCUACAUAUUAAGUGAAGGGUAGCAAGUGCUAAUGUUGGAGUUGAUCAGCACUCUAGUGUUGUUAAUAGAUAUCAUAAACAUCUAGCUAUUGGAUAACCAUCAGCUAUAUAUAUAGUUGUUGUCAAUGCAUUAGGACGAGUGACUGAGGUAAUUAUAGAUUCUGCAAAUAAUUAAAGUAUGUAAUAGUAGAGUUAUCAAGAAGAGAAUGAAGAUAACAUACCCCUCCCUUAUGAGUACAAUAUAUGUAUCAAGUUCUCAAAAAUUUAUGUUA
Molecule: messenger RNA, 2650 nt
Organism: Cajanus cajan (pigeon pea)
Lineage: Eukaryota; Viridiplantae; Streptophyta; Magnoliopsida; Fabales; Fabaceae
Cellular component (GO): membrane
Molecular function (GO): protein binding
Source: RefSeq, a predicted model, not a curated record